AUGAAGGGAAGCUUCCUCCCUUUGUUGAGUAAAGCACAGAAAAAAGCUCGCCGUAAUGGCGACGCGAAAGUAAACGUUGCGCCGACGACACCACCGUCCGCCGACCGACCAAAAACACAUCGAGCUCCGCGGCAUCGCGUCCAUCCGCGAUCUCCACGCGCGAGCACAGGAUCAAACAAGCGGUCUCGAAUCUGAACUGGAUGCCGGAGAGGAAGAGCCGGUCCCGGUUCGCAAGCAUCCGGCUAGGUCGAUCGCCGGCGGGGCUCUCCUCGUCGCCGUCGCGACGGCGUGGGAGCGGGAGCGGAGGGCGGAGGGUUCGGCUGGCGGUGCGCCCCGCGCCGGCGUCGCGGUCGCUGCCGCGGCGGGAGGGGAGCAGGGCCCUCGCGCGCUCCGCGUCCGAGCCGGCGCUCUUGUUGAGCGGCGGGCGCGUCCACCCCGAGCCGCGGGGGCUCUCCCCGCCGUCCCCGCCUCCGCCGCCGCUGGAGCGUCCGCACACCUGCUUCGACGUCUUCACCCCGGACUCCCCCUUCGGCCGCUCCGCCUCCGCCGCCUCCCUGUCCAACUGCAAUCCCAGGGAGGUACAGAAGUGGACUGUUGUUGUUGUUAGCCGCGCGGUUCGCGGGAGUGAAUUGGCUGGGCUUCGUUUGGUGCAGGAAUCAAAGGUGGUGGUGAGCGUGACAGUCGAGGGGAGCGUCGGGCCUGUGAAGGCGAUGGUUCGGCUGGGUGCGAGUGUUGGGGAGGCGAUCGCAGCCGUGGUGGAGAGGUACGCGAAGGAGGGGAGAAGCCCACGUUUGGAUCCAGCUGCCGCGGAGGCCUUCCAGCUCCACCACUCCCACUUCUGCCUCCAGAGUUUGAACAAAAACGAUAAGAUUGGAGACGUGGGAGGUAGAAAUUUCUACCUACACAAGAACGAUGGAAAUAACAGGAUUUACCUCCAAAGUGAAGAAUCUGGUACAAAUUUGGUUGGUGGUGAAAUUGCACACAGCUUUGGAGGACAACAGAUUGUUGCUAUAAACCACGACCAGUUCUUUGCCAUUUUCAUCAAGAAGCUAGAUAAAAUUGGCAGGCUGACAAAAAGGAUUUGGAGGUUACUAACUUGUAAUUGUACAUGACCUGACCCUGUGGAUGGUUUGGUAAGGAUCCAUCCAAGUAGCAGCUUAAGAGUAUAGGGUAGAGUAUAAAUCUUAGCAUCAGUAAACCGGUGUGGUACCAUUAUACUUAGGCCUAGCCCAAAAUCUCUCACUGCUGCAAGCAUCUUUCUUCAGAUUAUUAACCUUGAAGAGGAUGAUAGGUGAAACACAGUACUAGAGGUUUCAAGCACCUUCCUACUAAGAUGUCAGCUCCUUUUAUCCGUAGCUGACUGUGUUGUGGAUUACAAGAAGUGCAAUAGGAAAACAAAAUGGGUUACCAAAGGCUUUGCAUCAGUUUUCGUUUUA
Molecule: messenger RNA, 1436 nt
Organism: Oryza sativa Japonica Group (Japanese rice)
Lineage: Eukaryota; Viridiplantae; Streptophyta; Magnoliopsida; Poales; Poaceae
Source: RefSeq, a predicted model, not a curated record